AUGUCAACUUCUACAACAUCUUCAACUAGCAGUAAUGGUAAUAGUAAUUCAGUUAGUUUAAAUUCAAUUGCAGUAUUUGAAAGAUUAAAGUUAUUAUAUGAAUCAUGGAACAAUGAUGGUAGUAAUGGUCUUUGGAAAGGCGCCAACUCAUUAGUGUUGGCUUUAGGUUUACCAAACGAAAAUAAUCCAUAUCAAAAGAUUACAUCAUUUCAAACUUGGUUAUUUGGUUAUGAAUUAAGAGAAACUGUAAUUGUAUUUUUAAAUAAAGAUAUUCAUAUACUUUCAAAUAAUAAAAAAACAAACUCAAAAGAAGGUAAAGAAAAUGAACAAUUUAAAUUUCAUUUUUAUUUAUUAAGCAAAGAUAAAAAUGAAGGAAAUAAAGAUAGUUUCGAAAAGUUAAUUAAUGAAGCAAAAAAAGCAGGAAAUAAUGUUGGUGUUAUUAUUAAAGAAGUAUUUUUAGGAGAAUUUGGUAAACAAUGGGAUGAAAAUGUUAAUAAUAGUGGGUUAAAUAAAGUCGAUAUCACACAAGGCCUUUCAUCAUUGGUUGCCGUUAAAGAUGCACAAGAACAAAAGAAUAUUAUUACAUCAUCAAAGAUCACAUCAAAGGUAUUAAAGACUCAUUUAUUACCAAAGAUUGAAACCAUUAUCGAUAAAGGUCAAACCAUCACUCACGAUGAAUUAUCAGAAUAUUCAAUUGAUAUCUUUAGUCAUCCAGAGAAGAUUAGCAGCAAAUUACCAACCGACAGUGUAGAUUACUCUUAUGUACCAAUUGUUCAAAGUGGUGGAAACUAUGAUUUAAAAGCAAGCGCUACAAGUGAUGAAAAUCCACUCCAUUUUGGCACUAUUAUUAUUUCAGUUGGUGCUCGUUACAAAAACUAUUGCUCCAAUGUUUCACGUACCUAUAUGAUCGACCCAACUAAAGAACAAAGAAAAAAUUAUGAGCUUUUAUUAUUGGUCCAAAGCAAUUUAAUUAAAGCAAUCAAGCCAGGUGUUUCAAUCAAUCAAUUAUACGAAAAAGCUGUUGAAACUAUUAAUAAUACAAGACCAGAAAUGCUUAAGCACUUUGUAAAGAAUUGUGGUUAUGGUAUUGGUAUCGAAUUCCAAGAGUCAAACUUGAUAAUCUCACCAAAUAACUCUAGACCAAUCAAAGAGGGUAUGACUUUUAAUAUUGUUUGUGGUUUCUCAAAUGUCGAAAACCCCCAAGCUAAAGAUGAUAAAUCUAAAAUAUAUGCUUUGAUGAUUGCCGAUACUAUUCUCGUAAAUAAAGAAGGUAAAGUUGAAGUUUUAACAUCAGAAGUUGGUAAAAAAGAUGGAGAUGUUAUUUAUCAAUUAAGUGAUAAAGAAGAUAGAGAAGAAGAAGAGGAUGAUCCAUCUGUUAAAUUAGAAUUACCAGAAGAUGUAAAAGAAAUUAAAGGUAGAGCAAGAGAAACCAAAGAAAAAUCAAAGACAAUUGAAGAGCGUCGUAGAGAUCAUCAACAAAUGCUUGCCCAAAGAAACAAAGAGGAGGCUGAGAAUAAACUUAAAAAGUUGGAAGAUCAAACUAACGGUAAAAAAGAAUCACCAGAUUUGGAUUAUACAGCAAUUACCAAACUUCCAUCAAUCUACAGCAAUGUUGGUGCAUUCCCACCAGAAACAGUAAAGAAUAAAAUGUUGAUUGAUAACAAAAAAGAAACUAUCCUCUUCCCAAUCUAUGGUUAUAUGGUACCAUUCCACAUUAGUACAAUCAAGAAUAUCAGUAAAUCAGAAGAAUAUAUCAGAGUAAACUUUAACACCCCAUCAUCAUUUACACAAGAGCAAAUUGAUGCCGGUUUUGCACCACCACAACUUAUGUACAUUCGUGAACUCACUUAUAAAGUUAGUGAUCCAAAAGCUUUAGCCAAUAACCUUCGUCUCAUUAAAGAUUUAAAAAAGAAAUUUACAACUCGUGAAAGUGAAGAUCGUGAAAAACGUACUCUUAUUGCACAAGAAAAACUUAUUCUUUCUCGUGGUAAAUUCCCAAGACUUCCAGAGGUUCAUGUCCGUCCAACACUUACUGGUGCCCGUAGAACUAUUGGUAUUCUUGAAGCCCACGAUAAUGGUUUCCGUUUCAAUCCAACCUCAACAAAAGAUAGAACCCCAAUUGAUGUUCUUUACAAAAAUAUUAAACAUGCAAUUUUCCAACAAGCUGAUCAAGAAUCAAUGGCUGUUAUUCAUUUCCAUUUAAUUGAUCAAAUUAUGAUUGGUAAAAAGAAAACUAAAGAUGUUCAAUUCUAUAUUGAAAUUUCAGAAAUGACCCAAUCUCUCGAUGUAUCAAGUCGUUCAUUCAACGAAGAAGAAGAGGAGGAGCGUCGUGAAAGACAACUCAAAGAAAAGAUUAAUAAUGACUUUAAAACAUUUAUUAAACGUGUCGAAGAAAUUGUACCAGAACCAGGCCUCGAGUUUGAUGUACCAUAUCGUGAAUUAGGUUUCUUUGGUGUUCCUAAUACUAGUACUGUAUUCAUUCAACCAUCCGUCCACUGUCUUGUUUCAAUUUUAGAACCACCAUUCUUUGUUUUAACUCUUGAUGAUGUCGAAAUCGCUUGUUUUGAAAGAGUUAUUCGUACACUUCGUAAUUUCGAUCUCACUUUUGUCUUUAAAGAUUAUAAUAGACCACCAAUCCGUAUUGAUGCUAUCCCAAGAAACCAUUUCGAAACUGUAAAAGAAUGGCUCGAUUCAUUCAAUAUUAAAUUUUAUCAAUCCGAAAAGAAUUACAAUUGGAAGAGACUUAUGGAUAUCAUUAAAAGUGAUUUAAAGAAAUUCCAUGAAGACGGCGGUUGGUCCUUCUUAGAACCAGUAGAAGAGGAACAAGGCGAAGAAGAAGAUGAUGGCGACGAUGAUUAUGAACCAUCAGAAUCAGAAGCAUCAAGCGAUUACAUCUCCUCAAUGUCAUCAGGUUCCGAUGAUGAUGACGAAUCAGAAUCGGCUUCAAAUUCUGGUGAAUCUUGGGAAGAUUUAGAUGAACAAGCUGACAAAUAUGAUAAAAAGAAAUCUUUUGAUGAAUCAAAUAAAAGAAAGAGAGAUGAUUUGAAACCAACCUCAUCAUCAUCAUCAGGUAAACCAUCUUCAUCAUCAUCCUCAAGUAAACCAUCUUCAUCAUCAUCAUCAAGUAAAUCAUCAUCAAGCAAAUCCUCUUCAAGCAAACCAUCUUCAUCAUCAUCAUCAAGUAAGUCAUCCUCAAGUAAAUCCUCUUCAAGUAAACCAUCCUCAUCAUCAAAUAAAUCAUCCUCUUCAAGUAAAUCAUCCUCCUCAAGUAAAUCAUCAAGCAAAAAAUAAAAUUUUUUUAAAAAUAUAUUAAUUUCUUUUAAUAAAUAAAAUAAAUAAAAAAAAAAGUUAUAAUUAUCUUUAUUAAUAUUAAAGAAU
Messenger RNA from Dictyostelium purpureum, 3378 nucleotides. RefSeq lists its product as uncharacterized. The record is from RefSeq and is a predicted model, not a curated record. The transcript has 2 exons. Bases 1 to 3291 code for a protein of 1096 amino acids. Gene Ontology annotation, cellular component: FACT complex. Gene Ontology annotation, molecular function: nucleosome binding. Gene Ontology annotation, biological process: positive regulation of transcription elongation by RNA polymerase II; transcription elongation by RNA polymerase II. NCBI's taxonomy places the organism in Eukaryota, Evosea, Eumycetozoa, Dictyosteliales, Dictyosteliaceae.